AUGGCAAGUCUAGAUGGCCAGAUUCAGCACCUGCUGGCCUCACCGCCGGCCCUGCUGCAGCGGGAGCGCUAUGCCAAGCUGACAGCUGGGAUGGGCCUGGAGGUCCGGCUGGAUGCCGGCGGCGGCAAGGGCAAGGGCGUGUUUGCCACGAAGGGCUUUGGUGGCGGGGCGUUGCUGUUCCGGGAGCCGCCGCUGGCCUUCAUGCAGCACACCGCCAACCGCCCGCAGGCCUGGGUGUGCGCCCGCUGCUUCUGCUUCAUCGGAAGCGUUGAGCAGCAGGUGGCGCGGCUGAUCAUGACAGUGCGGGAGGGGGCUGAGUCGGGGAGCGAGGACGCCUCCGCCAGCAGCAGCAGCGACAGCGGCAGCGGCGGCGGCGGCGGCGGGCACAGCAUGCACCGGGAGGCCGCGGCGGCGCUGCGGGAGGAGCAGCUGGAGGGGCUGGCCGCAGGCGCCCUGAAGCUGCCACACACCGAGGCGGUACCGCUGCCGACGCCUGCGCGCUGCCCUGGGGGCUGCUUGGAGGAGUGGUACUGCAGCGACUCGUGUGCGGAAGCUGCCUGGCAGCUGUACCACCAGCUGCUGUGUGUGGGCCCGGAGGAAGAUGACCAACAGGACGAGUCAGGCAGCAGUAGCAACCCCGGCAAGGCCCCGGCAGCGGCAGCAGCAGAGACAGGCGAGACGCAGCAGGAGGAGCGGCGGCGGCAGCUGGCGCUGCGGGAGUUUCUUGAGCAUGCCGACGAAACAAACGACGUGUUUAGGCUGGCCGCCAAUGCUGUGGCGCAGGUGCUGGUGGCCGCACAGCAGCAGCUGGGCUCGCAGCAGCAGCACCGUAACGGCAGCGGCAGCGGCGACGGAAGCAGCGGCAGCAGCAGCGGCGGCGAGCCCGGCAGGGACGCCUGCUGGCAGGCGCUGCUGGCGGGGUGGCAGCCGUUUGCGGCGGGGCACAAGGGGCUGUGGUGGGAGUGCACCGCCGCUCCGCCAGAGGCGGCCGCAGACAUGCGCCAGCUGGCGGAAGACUCGCUGGAGCUGCUGGUGGCGGCGCUGCCGCCCCACCUGCCGCGCCGCUUCCCCGCCCUGCUCUCCCUGCCCAUCUGGGGCUCCAUCAUCGGCAUGUUUGAGCUGAACAACCUUGGAGUGUUUGUGGCCUCCCCGCUCCAGCGCUGGCUGCACCACCUGGAUGCCCUGCCGGCGGGCGAGCAGGCGGCGGCGUUCCAGGCGGCAGGCCCCUUUGUCGACGCCCUCCCCGACGAGCUGCCCGGCUGCGAGGGGAACGCCUUUUACGCGCUGCACAGCUGCUUCAACCACAGCUGCGACCCCAAUGCCGAGGCGUUCAAGCGGGACGAGGACGAGGAUGGCGGCGCCGUGAUCCUGGCGCUGCGCGACAUCCAGGCGGGAGAGGAGGUCACGCUCUCGUACAUAGAUGAGGAGGCACCCCUGGAGGAGCGGCGGCAGCAGCUGGCUGACUACGGCUUCCGGUGCGCCUGCGACAAGUGCCAGGCUGAGGAGCUGGCGGAGGCGCUGCAGCUGGAGUAG
Molecule: messenger RNA, 1533 nt
Organism: Chlorella variabilis
Lineage: Eukaryota; Viridiplantae; Chlorophyta; Trebouxiophyceae; Chlorellales; Chlorellaceae
Exons: 11
Coding region: 1-1533 (510 amino acids)
Molecular function (GO): methyltransferase activity; protein binding
Source: RefSeq, a predicted model, not a curated record